Molecule: messenger RNA, 856 nt
Organism: Homalodisca vitripennis (glassy-winged sharpshooter)
Lineage: Eukaryota; Metazoa; Arthropoda; Insecta; Hemiptera; Cicadellidae
Product: ras-like protein family member 10B
Exons: 3
Coding region: 1-738 (245 amino acids)
Molecular function (GO): GTP binding; GTPase activity
Source: RefSeq, a predicted model, not a curated record
AUGAAAAACCUCAAUUAUACAGGAGUCACCACACUUGUGACUAUUGUGCGAGAUGUCUCGUGCUCCCCGUGUUCUCCUGUGUCUCUGUCACUGAAUAGUCCUGACGCACCAGAACUGGUCAAAGUGGUGUUGUUGGGAGCCCCAGGAGUAGGAAAAACCUCAAUUAUACAGCAGUUCGUUUGGAACAACUUCGUGCAAGAGUACCUUCCCACUGGCUCACGGCACACCUACUACCCGACGGUUAUCAUCAACGGGCGUGUGUACGAACUGAAGAUCACGGACUUGCCAGCCCUACCCUACUUCCCGGUGAACUCCGUCUACGAGCUGACGGAUCUGCAGGACUACGGGUUGAGGGACGCCAGUGCCUACAUGAUGGUGCUGGACCUGUCCAACCUGGAGACCUUCCAGUACCUGGAGAACGUCCGGGAACAGAUCGCCGAGAGUCGCGAUAUCGAUGCAGUGCCUCUGUUAGUGGUCGGCAACAAGAUAGACCUGUUCGAUAACGAAGAUGACGAGUGCCUUGCGCAGCGGCGUGCGCUGAUGGACCGUAUCAAAGCCGUGUGGGGCUGUGGGUACGCGGAGUGCAGUGCCCGCUACAGCUCCUUGGUCUGCCAAGUCUUUCGGCAGAUGAUGCUAGCUGUGGACCAGCGGGAGAUGUCCUCGGCCACCCACGCUUGUCCCUCACUCCUCGCCAACUUCAAUGACGCCCUCGGUGGUUCCAAGUGCUCCAUAUUAUGAGAAUAGAACAAAAACAACCUUGGUGGAAUGUUACCUGAACUGAAGACUGAUGAAUGGUAUACUUAUUCAAAUUUGUUUCGCUGAAUAGCAUAUACAUUUUGCAGCAUCAUAAAAUACU